UGCCAGUCCGGUCCGUAGCCACGAUGGAUGCAAUAUCAUGCCUUCUGUUCGUCCUCCUGUUCGGGACAAGGAUACAAGAAAACACCGCCCUCCAGUGUUACUGCGACCGCUGCAGCGCCAACUCCAGCUGCACGACGGACGGCCUCUGCUUCGUGGCCAUCCGCAAGUCGGGCAGCCAGCUCACCACAGAGCAGCGGCAGUGUGUGCGCGAGAACGAGCUGAUCCCACGAGACCGGCCCUUCAUCUGCGCGCAGUCCGUCAAGCAUGACACAGGCAUCUACCCCAUCUGCUGCAACACGGACUACUGCAACAAGGAGCCCAACCUGGAAAUCAUCCCUGACCCCACCGAGAAGACUCCCCCUAUGGGGCCCGUGGCCCUCGCCGCGGUGAUCGCCGGCCCCGUGUGCGUGCUCUGCCUGCUGCUGGUCCUGGCGUUCUACGUCUGUCACAGCCACAGGGCCCUUGGGGCCGGGGGAGCCGGGGCCCACCACCACCACCACCACCGGGUGCCCAACGAAGAGGACCCCCACAUGGACCAUCCCUUCAUCACCGUGGGAACGACGCUGAAGGACCUCAUCUAUGACAUGACCACCUCGGGCUCUGGAUCAGGCCUGCCGCUGCUGGUCCAGAGGACCAUCGCCAGGACCAUCAUCCUCCAGGAGAGCAUCGGUAAGGGCCGCUUCGGGGAGGUGUGGCGGGGCAAGUGGCGCGGCGAGGAGGUGGCCGUGAAGAUCUUCUCCUCCCGCGAGGAGCGCUCCUGGUUCCGCGAGGCCGAGAUCUACCAGACCGUGAUGUUGAGGCACGAGAACAUCCUGGGCUUCAUCGCCGCCGACAACAAAGAUAACGGGACGUGGACUCAGCUGUGGCUGGUGUCAGAUUAUCACGAGCACGGCUCUCUGUUUGACUACCUGAACCGCUACACCGUCACCGUGGAGGGCAUGAUCAAGCUGUCACUGUCCACAGCCAGCGGCCUCGCCCACCUCCAUAUGGAGAUAGUCGGAACACAAGGGAAACCGGCUAUCGCGCACAGAGACCUCAAGUCAAAGAACAUUCUGGUGAAGAAGAACGGGACCUGCUGCAUCGCCGACCUGGGCCUGGCCGUCCGCCACGACUCGGCCACUGACACCAUCGACAUCGCUCCAAACCACAGAGUGGGAACCAAAAGGUAUAUGGCUCCGGAGGUCCUGGACGACUCCAUAAACAUGAAACAUUUUGAGUCCUUCAAGCGGGCUGACAUCUACGCCAUGGGCCUGGUCUUCUGGGAGAUCGCCAGCCGCUGCUCUAUGGGAGGCAUCCAUGAGGACUACCAGCUGCCCUACUAUGACUUGGUUCAGUCCGAUCCGUCGGUGGAGGAGAUGAGGAAGGUGGUUUGUGAGCAGAAGCUUCGGCCCAACAUUCCCAACCGCUGGCAGAGCUGUGAGGCCUUGCGGGUGAUGGCGAAGAUAAUGAGGGAAUGCUGGUAUGCCAACAGCGCCGCCCGACUCACCGCUCUCCGGAUCAAGAAAACCCUGUCUCAGCUCAGCCAACAGGAGGGAAUCAAGAUGUAGACAUAACUACCAAACACACACACACAGAGACACACACACACACACACACACACAGACACGCACACACCUCUGACUGGUAUCCAUAUCGUUAGCAUUAUGAUCUUCAUCACCAUCAUUUACUUUGAAGAGAAGCGAAGACUUCUCUUCCCCUUGUGCUCUUAUUUUUUAUUUUUCUCUCAUCGUGUUUCAUUCAUUGACAAACUGCUGAGUCAUGCACCUGGAAGCGAGGAGCCGUGUGUGUACGUGUUUGUGUUGCGCUGGGCUGUCGUACACACACAUGAACGGCUGGAUGGACGGAUCAAACGACGGAUGGUCACGCCUAACAUCCACCUCCUCACGAUGUCUCCGAAAGACCCAUCAGGAUUCAAGCCCCGCCUCCACCACUCAUCACCCAGAAAAAAACGACACACGCUGUUUACCCUAUCAGGUAAACAGAAGGCCAGCUGGGCUGCUGGGAAUUCACCUGGGAGGUUUCUGAGCUGCCGGAGCUUUCACUCUCAUCGCCUCACAUCUUCAUCAUUACUCCCCACCUACUCCCAUUUGUAUAUUUGCAUUUCAUUCAGAGAGCUGAGCUGCUCUUCAGUAGGGCUGCAAAGUGCUCAUUUACAUCUUUGAAUAGUGUUGUGAAUCAUUGGUGAAAGUCCUCUUAUUAGAAACACAAAAUGUGUUAAAAACCAAAUGAAACUAGUUGUGUUAUUAGAUGAAUUAUUAGAGUCCUCGUUACUGAGAGGGAUUCACUCACAUAGUGGUGAGUAAAGCAUUUUAAAGGAAUGGGCAGUUCACCAGUUUGUCAUUUAUUUGGGUUCUAAUCUAAAGUCAAGCAGGCAUUUUUCUUUUGAAAAAAUUAUUUCCAUUAUGCAAACGUAUACUUUUGCACAUUUGGUUCAACGCUGCUUUGUGAACACAGAGGGUUGGAGAUCUGUUCUCGGCCGCUGGUCUCCUGCUAUAAAAAGGGAGUAACAGAACGAGCUCCGACACAAUUUCCCCUCAAUCUCCGAGCCAACGGUGACCAGUCAGAUCGGUAGAAUUUUUUUCCGGGACGAUUGGACAUAGAAAAGGUUUUUCGAUGUAAAGCGGUUUGCAGCCCUACUCUUUGAGUCGUGUUCCAGUAGCAUCAGUAACUGAAGCUUGGACCCUGGGGGUUACGGGACAGGUCCGUAAACCCCCCCUCUGUUGGUCUUCAGCUGUUCAUCUAGUCGAGUUGUGAGCAGAAUCUUUCAUCUCUGCAACAAAAAAAAAAUUCUUCAUUUGUUACUGUUAUAUAUCCCGUCUCCCUCCCUUUGGUCAGGGAGUCGGACAGGUCAGUUUAAUUUAUUGUUUUUUUUUUUUUAUUUCUUUCUGGUGUCAGGGGUUAUUUUUUUAUUUUUUGCAAAACGAAACUGGACAUGAUGACCUCAUUCUUUGUUUUUUUGGGCAAACAUGCUGCAACAUAUGCAAUAUACAGUAGAUAAAUGUGUCUAUUUUCUAUACUCGGCUCUGCUAAACCAUAAACAGCAAGAACAACAACAACAGGACAACAAUCAGCUGCCAUCAUGCCUUCCAAAGCCAGCUGCAACCGGAAAGUGCCAGCGCUUUAACAACCCAAACUCCUCUCAUGUCGGCUGCUGUGGAGUGUUCUUUGCUUUGGCGCGUAUGCAGCUCUGUCUGUGCGUGUGUGUGUGUGUGUGUGUGUGUGUGUGUGUGUGCGUGUCCGAGGAAGGAGCCAUACCUGAGCGUACAGCGAGCUCGUACUAUGCACACCCCAAGAAGAAGGGACGUAAUGCAAGGAGGGACACACACACACCGCCGUUGCAGCACCCACAAGCCAGCCGACUCUCUGGUGCCAUUUUGUCAAACCCCCCCCACCCCCACCUGAACAUCCGAUCACCUCAGCAACAACUCAUCGUACAGCUUCUCCUCCCAGCAGAACUGAGCCUGGAAACCGAGCUCCAGCACCUCGACCUGUGUUUAGUUUGAAAAUACGAUGCCACCGAAAAGCCUCCAUGCAGCUUUUUGAAAAAUACACACAAAGACUUUGAUGUUGCCCUAUAAAUGUAAACUCUUGGAUCUCAGAUUAUUUGUUCUUCUCCCGCGCCAAUGCGAAUCCACCUUUUUAAGCAUUUCCUUCUUUGUAGGAUAAUCAACAACGAUGAGGUACAUUCAUUAAAAAAUAUAGCAAACGGAGAUUUACUAAGCCAUAGAUUUUCCAGGUUAUGUGUUUUAUUUUUUUCUUCUUUUUUUGUUGUGGCAAAGGACUUUUUCUACUAGAAUGUACAUUCACUCAAAAGAAAAAGAUAAAAAAAACACACGUAAAAAGGACAAUUUUGUCAUUUCAGCUUAGAAAGCCUUAAGGGACCAACACAUAAGAGUCAGGAUCUGAUCUUAUUAUGUUUUUCUUUAUUGUUGUUUUUUUAAUGAAAAAAUUAUAUAUAUAUAUGAAUUAAUUGCUAUGAUAAAGUUUGUGUCAUUAUCCUAUCUAAAGGACAAAAAAAUGUAUGUAGCACCUGAUUUAAGUUUGUUUCAGUCAAGUGUUCGUCCUGUUGCCUAAAUUGCCAUACACCUAAACCCAUUCAGUCUUAUUUAACAGAUUGGCUUGUCCGACUUCCACCAAAAGCACUUGUCUUUUAACACACAAGUCCAAUUGGAUUCAGUCUCUGAUUGUUCAGUAAUAAGUGCACUUCUGAACCACCGUGGGGGGGGUUUACCUGUGUGGCAAUUUGAAUGUUGGUGUGGUCGGCCUCCCAUUGUUUUGUUUUGUUUUUCUUUAUGGAAACAUGAUGUAUUGAUGUGCUGCUACUUUGUUGUUCCGCCUCGCUCUCCCCGUUGAGGCGAAAGCUUCCGUUGGAUGUAAACCCUCAGAUCGCCCUGAAUCUGAUCAUCCUGUGCCAUGUUGCUCCGACACGAAUCCAGCCCCUCGUCAGUUGGAGGGGAGCCUCUCUCCAACAUCCACUGAAGUCAGUCAGCCGCUCUAGUGUUCAUUUAUAAGCAAAACGCUGCUGCCCCCGUGGAUGUGGUACCCUCUAUACAAUACGUAUUUUCAAGAGUACGGAGGGGGUCAGGGAAAAGACAUCCAAUUACGUUUGAGCUGGUGAUUUGUUCCGGCCCGUAUCUUAACUGUAAAUGUAAAAACAAAUGUUAUCAUAUGUCAAAGAAUACAAAGUUCACCUGUAGAGCAUUUAAGUCCCAGGUAAUGUCACCGAUCACCAGUCCGAGAAACCUCAGUGCCCAUUUCUUUGCAGGCAGCACUUCUUUUGUUCACAAUUCAUGGUUUCUCGCAGCCCAUCUGAAAUUUAUGGGGGGGGGAAAAACUUUGUGCUUCAGUUCAUUACCAUUUUAAAGCAGCACUGAAUUAAAACAAAACCCCUCCAGAUCAAAUUGAAACAAACAAAAAAUGUUGCAUAUCUAUUUUCCUGAAAAUACCAUAAUCAGUGAUUCUCUCGUCUUUCUUUAAGAGAAUUUUGACUUUUAUGAGACAACCCCAACGAAGAGCAGACAAGUUGUGAUGGACCCAACGUGUACUUCCACUGUGAAUGAAGUGUUCUUUAAAUGUGUAGAAACGGUCAGCGGUGGCAGCAUUGGGGACAUUAUUGUAAAUAUCUUGCAGGGUUAACAAAAGAACAACGCUGUCCUGAUGUUUGAAGAAGUGAAUAUUGCUGCUACCUGAAAUACAGAUAGGGUGACGAACUAUGCUGAACUUAAUGUUAAAUGUGUACAAAAGUGGCCAAACUAGUAGAGAAAACUGGGGCCAAGGAUUGAUCCGACUAAGCCAUGUGGGGUUGGGGGGGCGGGGCCUGCUGGGCCUCUUGUAUGUGUAUUCCAUCAGCAAUGUCAUCCUCUGGGACAUUAGCAACAACAUUAGCUCAACAACACCUCUGGUUUGCCUCUACUAGGACAACUUCAUUCUGUCUUAAAGUCACCAGCAGCCUUGUACUUUUUUCUUUUUCAGAAACCCAGGAUGACUUAACUGUAAAAAAGAAAAAAAAAAAAAUGUGUUUGCACCCAGCGGUUUUUCUCUCGUGGUCUUUAAAAAGCAACCUCGAUGCUAUCUUGCCUUUUUUUUCUCUCGUCAUUCCAUGUUCUCUAAUUGACUUAACAGAUGUCAACUCGCUACAAGGGCCACACCUCACAGCAGCCGGCUUCAUACCGGGUGAACCAACCUCACAUCCAUCCUGCCUUCUUUUUAUCUCUAUAAACUGGCAUCUUUAGGCUGUUUGAAACCAAACCAGUGCGUUCCACGCGAUGAAUCUUACAAAUGGGGAUAACAUCGAAAUAGAAACGCCGUAGCACUCGGCUCCCUGUAAUUAUACACUAGAGCAGGGUCUAUUUGAUCCUAAGUACAAAACUUUAAGUUGCUAACGAUAUUAAAUGUCUAUCCUGGGCACUGUAGUCGCACCGAACUACAUUUGUACAGAGCCUGUUCCAAGAGGAAGACAAAACUUUGUAAAAUGGAAAAACGUUUUUAAUUCUCAAGCUUGAAGUCUUCAGCCCAAACUGACAUCACUGGAGGGCAUUUAUCAGACUUCACAUAGCCCCUAAAGGCUCUAUACUACUUAUCCCCAAAUCAAUAGAAACACUUUGAUUUGAGUAUAAUUGGUGGACUUUAUGUUCAACCUCUGCUUGUCCAGAGAGCUUGUUGGAUGCCAAAAUAUGCGUCCUUUCCAAAAAAAACACCACUUGGACAAAGACGGUAAACACCUUGUUGACUGUCCGACGGUGUGCUCUGUUAUCUCCAUGUGUAAGCCAUUGUUCGAGUCUUCUCCUCCUGGACGUAUAUGACAGACGGAGCCGGGCGACAUGUCUUAUGCAGGUUAUUUGGGUUUGGCAAACGUUUUUUUCGGUUAGGUGUUUAGAUUACUCUGGGGGGCGUGGCCUAUUUUAGAAUGUCGCACAGAGAACCGGCUGUACCUCGUCUCUGAGAAUCCUACCUUGCCUUCUCUCUCCUCCGCCAGGGUUACAGAGGGAUAGGGAGCCCACUGUUCACUGUUGAUAUGCAGCCAACGUGCAAUUUCAAACCUCGGUUCAACGUCAACACGGCUGAACUCAGCAGCGAUGUGGCUGAGCCUUUUAGUGACUCAAACCCAAACCAGUGAGUUCGUCAGGUCCGGUCCAAUAUGCAGCCUUUCUCAUGCUUUAUUCUUCACGCCCAGUGAAGGUAGACGUUUUUUUGUCCUCUGCUCAGUGUGCGAUGAUGGAGGGCCGAAACAGGGACGGUAACAUAAACUAUGCCAGCAGCUCUACGGCUCCAAACCACGCACUGACAAAUUCCCACAGCUGUGAAUGUACCGAGUCUCCAACCGAUCCGAGCACAACUCGAAGGUCGACGCGACAACUUGGCGAGCAUGCAAACACCCCGGGUCCUAUCGCGUCUCUCUCUCGUUAUGCAACGUCCGGGACGACCGUGCUCAGUCCCUCUGGAUCACACAGGUCCACCAGGCCUACCUAUGCUAGCACCAUCCACACACUGUGACGAGGAGCGCGUCCCGGCCAAAGGAUCAUCAUGUUCUCUCUUCAAGGUUAGCCCUCCAUCGACUCAGAGACCGUCAACCGGUGGAUGUGACGGGUGGUUUGGGUCACCAAAGGGUUUCAGUUUUCCCGCUCUGGUCCGAUGAUCCGGCGUGGGCCCUCCGUGGCAACACGGGUAGUAGCAAGAAAGCUUUAUCAUGUUUUAUUUGGUGCCUAAGUUUGACGAGACUUCUUUUUUUGCCGUUCACCACGAAUGACUAGACCGCAUGAGAUUGUGUAUCUGCAUUACCUGCUUUAUAGAUGUCAUCCAAAAGCUGAGAAGAAUCUUAAAGAAAAAAGAAGCAUAAUUAACAUAUUAAAAAGGUCACUUAAUCGAAAAGAAAAUACCUCCUUUCAAAGACCAAUGUGUUUUACCUCACUGUGUAUAUAUUCUCAAUUUGUUUACUCCGAGUUUGCAAUUUAUCUUUCUCUUUUGUUUCUAUGAAAUGCUUAAAAAAAAAAAAAAGUUGAAGAGAAUAAUUGUUUGUGUUCUUUUCAACGGUACUUUUUUUUUGUCAGAUGGCAUUGUAUUGUGUUUGUGUUGUACCCAAGCAGUAUACUCUUCUCCUUUUCCAUGCUCUGUGUAUGACCCGUCGGUCGUGUUCUGCGUGAGCUGUACAGUCAAAGCGCUUUACAAAUGUCCAAGCCCCCUCUUCUGAGCUCUGGUACAAAUGCCUUGUUCAAUAUGUUCUUUUAUGUUUCAUGAAAAAAAAAAAAAAAAAAAAAAAAAAAAAGAGUCAAGGUGGAGGUGAGGGGAGGGAAUGCAACGCGAAAAAAAAAACCUUGACAACCGCUGAACCCUCCUCACCUGGACCCUCUUGCAUUUCUAAACAUAUUAUAAUCUUGACUUUUUUAUAUAUAGUGUGUACAGAUGAUUAUGAAUGAGAGAUCAACAUAGGAACUAGAGGAUUGACACUUAUGUUAACUUCUAACAUAGCUGGAGUAGAAAAUGGUGUGAAUAAAGAAACAAAGUUUCACU
Molecule: messenger RNA, 8007 nt
Organism: Anoplopoma fimbria (sablefish)
Lineage: Eukaryota; Metazoa; Chordata; Actinopteri; Perciformes; Anoplopomatidae
Gene: tgfbr1b
Product: transforming growth factor, beta receptor 1 b
Exons: 9
Coding region: 24-1547 (507 amino acids)
Biological process (GO): cellular response to growth factor stimulus; transforming growth factor beta receptor signaling pathway; heart development
Cellular component (GO): plasma membrane; activin receptor complex
Molecular function (GO): transforming growth factor beta receptor activity, type I; activin receptor activity, type I; SMAD binding
Source: RefSeq, a predicted model, not a curated record